GAUGAGGAGCAGGGGGAAGGAGAAGAACGCCCCAAAUACAAGACUCUGGUGAAUCAGCUCGCUGCUCCCAAAAUCCCAGAAGGAGAGAGGGUUGACUUCGAUGACAUCCACAGGAAGAGGAUGGAGAAAGAUCUCCUGGAGCUCCAGACUCUGAUCGAUGUGCACUUUGAGCAACGGAAGAAAGAGGAAGAGGAGCUGAUCGGGCUCAAAGAAAGAAUUGAGAGCCGGCGAGCGGAGAGGGCCGAGCAGCAGCGAGUCAGAGCCGAAAAAGAGCGGGACAGACAGACCAGGAUUGCAGAGGAGAGACAGAGGAAGGAGGACGAGGAGGCGAAGAAGAGGGCGGACGAUGAGGCCAAGAAGAAGAAGGUGCUGUCCAACAUGGGGGCUCACUUCGGAGGGUUCCUCGCAAAGGCAGAGCUGAAGCGGGGCAAAAGACAAACUGCGAGGGAAAUCAAGAAGAAGACUCUGGCAGAACGACGCAAGCCGCUGGCCAUCGAGAACCUGAGAGAGGACGGCCUGAGAGAGCGAGCCAAAGAGAUGUGGGAGCGGAUCUACCAGCUGGAGUCUGAGAAGUUCGACCUGACGGAGAAGAUGUGGAGGCAGAAGUAUGAGAUAAAUGUCCUCCUGAACAGAAUCCAACAUGCACAGAAAUUCAAAAAAGUCCACGGUAAGGGGAAGGUUGGCGGCCGCUGGAAGUGAAUGCAGACAGAUACACACCCGGGGCACGAACGAAACCACAUGUUUAUCUGUGGUUUAGUUUGCUGAUUUUAAAACGGACAGCUUUGUAGUGUCACUCAUUUGUGCUACGUAAGAGGUGUUGUGUG
Molecule: messenger RNA, 824 nt
Organism: Salarias fasciatus (jewelled blenny)
Lineage: Eukaryota; Metazoa; Chordata; Actinopteri; Blenniiformes; Blenniidae
Product: troponin T, slow skeletal muscle-like
Exons: 10
Coding region: 121-699 (192 amino acids)
Biological process (GO): slow-twitch skeletal muscle fiber contraction; sarcomere organization; regulation of muscle contraction
Cellular component (GO): troponin complex
Molecular function (GO): tropomyosin binding; troponin T binding
Source: RefSeq, a predicted model, not a curated record